This is a messenger RNA of Rattus norvegicus (Norway rat), 6123 nucleotides long. Lineage: Eukaryota; Metazoa; Chordata; Mammalia; Rodentia; Muridae. The record is from RefSeq and is a predicted model, not a curated record.
GAGCGCGGGCCGUUAAGAGUGCGUGCGAGGGCCUUGCGAAGGCUGCUAGUGCAGAAUCUCCCAGGCAAGGUCGAAGCGUCCAAUUUGUUGGCGGUGAAGGACGUGCACUCUCACUCCGUGUGCUGUCUCACCUGUCUGUGUGGUGUGAGCUCCUCUGUGAGAGAAGGGCAAGGAAGUGUCUGCAGGAUGCUCGAGGUCCUGGUGCUGAAGGGUCUCACUUCUGGCUAUUCUGGAACUCACUAUGUAGACCAGGCUGGCAUCAACCCACAUAAAUGUGCCAUUUCUCUGCUUCAGUCCAACCGUUUAAGACAAAGAUUGAAGAUCCAGGUUGCUUCUGGGUAAUUAUAAAAGGAUGUAGUCAUUUUUUAGAACAAGAAGUUGACUACCAAAAACUAAACAGUGCCAUGAAUGACUUCUAUAACAGCAUGUGUCAAGACAUAGAAAUAAAGCCGUUAAUGCUAGAAGAAGGCCAGGUGUGUGUGGUGUACUGUCAGGAGCUGAAGUGCUGGUGCAGGGCUGUGAUUAAGUCGAUCAUCUCUUCUGCAGACCAUUACCUGGCGGAGUGUUUCCUUGUGGAUUUUGCCAAGUAUAUUCCAGUAAAAUCUAAAAACAUCCGAGUUGCAGUAGAGUCUUUUAUGCAGCUUCCUUACAGAGCAAAAAAAUUCAGACUUUACUGUACAAAACCUGUGACAUUGCACAUUGACUUCUGUGAAGACAAUGCUGAAAUUGUACCUGCCACAAAAUGGGACAGUGCAGCUAUCCAGUACUUUCAGAACAUUCUAAGAGCAACUACCCAAGUGGAAGCAAAGCUAUGCGCUGUGGAAGAAGAUACUUUUGAGGUUUACCUUUAUGCAACAAUAAAAAAUGAAAAAGUUUGUGUUAAUGAUGAUCUAGUUGCAAAGAAUUUUGCUUAUUAUGUGUCACCAAUGGGGAACAAAAACCUCAAUACUUUGGAGAAACCCAGGCUGAGUCUCAAUUCGGUGCCCUGCUCCAGUAAGCUCAGCCCAUCACUUACUCUGUGGCCAAUGCUUCUGCAAGGAAAAGACUGUCAGAGAAUGGAAAACUCACAGAGUUUAGAUUUUCUGGCACAGUCUCUCCAGCAUACAUGGUGUAAGGACGUUGUCGGUGACCUAGGACCACGUGCUGCAGUACUGGAUAAAGCUGUAAACUAUAAGGAUUCCUUGACAGAUUCGCCUACAAUUAUGUUUGAGAAGAAGCAACAGAGCCUCCCUUUAAAACACAUGGAUAAGUGCAUUGAAUCUUCUAUGUACUGGCCAACAAAAAGAGGCAUAACCAUAUAUGCUGAUCCAGAUAUUCCAGCAGCAAGUGUGUUUAGCCAGAAGCCAAGUGAGAAGCCACUGCGGUUGACUGAAAAGAAAGACUGUGACGAGAAGAAUGGCUGUGUAAAAUUACUACAGUUUCUAAAUCCUGAUCCUUUGAGAGCUGAUGAGAUCUCUGACCUGCACCAGUUGCAGAAGGUGAAGCUGGGCACAUUGCAGCCUGGUGUGGUGCUCCGGAACAGGAUCGAGCCCUGCCUCACACUGGAUAAAUCACCUCUGUCAGCAGACCUGAAGAAGGCUCUUCAAAGAAACAAGUUUCCAGGACCCAGCCACACUGCAUCUUACUCUUGGCCUCCUAUUGCACGUGGCUGUGAUGUGGUUGUCAUUUCUCACUGUGGAAAUGACCCCUUGUUGUACCUGCCACCGCUGCUUACGAUUUUGCAGAUGGGGGGCUGCUACAAGUCAUUACCAAGUAGAAAUGGACCUCUUGCAGUCAUCGUGUGUCCAGGGUGGAAAAAGGCUCAGUUUAUUUUUGAGUUGUUGGGAGACUAUAGCAUGUCCUCCAGGCCUCUUCAUCCUGUGUUAUUAACAAUUGGACUUCACAAAGACGAAGCCAAAAAUAUGAAGCUUCCAAGGGGAUGUGAUGUGAUUGUCACAACGCCACACAGCCUUCUGAGACUUCUCACGUACCGAAGCUUGUUAUUCCUUAGACUCUGCCACCUGGUUCUGGAUGAAGUGCACGUACUGUUCUUCGAAGCUAACGAACAAAUGUUUGCCAUAUUAGAUAACUUUAAAAAAAACGUUGAAGUGGAGGAGCGGGAGUCUGCGCCACACCAGAUUGUAGCCGUGGGUGUUCACUGGAACAGACACAUAGAGCAUCUAGUCAGAGAGUUCAUGAAGGAUCCCCACGUCGUGAUCACUGCCCUGGAGGAGGCUGCCCUCUACGGCAGUGUCCAGCAGGUAGUGCAUCUGUGCCUGGAGUGCGAGAAAACCUCGACUUUACUCCAAGUUCUUGACUUUGUUCCAAGUCAGGCCCAGAAGACCUUGAUCUUUACCUGCUCCGUAGCAGAGACAGAGAUUGUAUGUAAGGUAGUAGAAAGCAAUUCAAUAUUUUGCUUGAAAAUGCAUAAAGAAAUGGCUUUUAAUUUAAAAAGUAUUUUGGAACAGUGGAAGAAGAAGUUAAGCUCUGGCUCCCAUAUUGUGUUAACCUUAACAGAUGACUGCAUACCGCUCUUGGCCAUCACCGAUGCCACAUGCGUGGUUCACUUCAGCUUUCCUUCCUCACCAAAAGUAUUUGGUGGACGCCUGUAUUGCAUGUCUGAUCAUUUUCAGAGUUUAACUGAGCAGGGCUCACCUGCAGAGCAGGGAGGUAAGAAAACGAAAUCUGUCCUACUGCUGACGGAGAGGAAUGCCAGCCAUGCCGUCGGGGUCCUGCGAUACUUGGAGCGAGCAGAUGCCAAAAUUCCAUCGGAGCUGUAUGAGUUUACUGCAGGGGUCCUGGAAGCCAAAGAAGAUAAGAAAGCUAGAAGACCUCUCUGUCCAUAUCUUAAAGCUUUUGGCUUUUGCAAAGACAAAAGGAUCUGUCCUGACCGGCACCACAUUAAUCCAGAAAUGGACAUCCCAAGGAAAUUAUCCAAUGAAACUCUACCAGUGUUUGGGCACAUUAGGAUAAUACCUUUUUACAUUUCAAAUGCAACCAAUUAUUUUGGCCGUAUAAUUGAUAAACAUGUGGAUCUUUAUGAAACUCUCAAUGCAGAAAUGAAUGAAUAUUUUAAGGAUCCCAGUAAUAAAACAGCUGCUGAAAAGGUGGAAAAUUUGGGGUUGUAUGGAUUAGAAGAAAAAACACUUUUCCAGAGGGUUCAGGUGUUGGAAGCGAGCCAGAAGGAAGACACCUGGGGUUUGGGGAGUGUCCUGGUGAAAUUCAUAGAUGAAGGCAGGACCAAGCUCAUCACAAGAGACCAGCUGCUGCUGCUCCCAGAGAAGUUUCACACUCUGCCCCCUCAGGCUGUGGAGUUCAUUGUUUGUAGGGUUAAACCAGCUGACAGUGAAAUUGAAUGGAACCCAAAGGUUACUAGAUACAUUCAUCAUAAAAUUAUUGGGAAAAUGCAUGAGGCCAAGGUGGUAUUCGCUUUGGGAAAUACCCUUUGGAUUGAUCCAAUGGUGCAUGUUACAAAACUUUCAAAUUUAAAAACUUCUGUCAUUGAUUAUAAUGUUCGAGCUGAAAUUUUGUCCAUGGGAAUGGGUAUUGAUAAUUCAGAACAUGUAGAACAACUGAAAAAACUACACAAAGAAGCUAAGCUGCCAGCCUUUGUGGACCUUCCAAGCCAGACUUCGAUACCCACAACAGUAGAAGGCACCAUGUGUUUGCAGGGCACUCAGCGAGGAGACAGAGGUACAGAAAGAGGAGCUGGUUCCCAGGUGGACCCAGACAACCAAAAGCCUGGAGUUUUAUCUGAAGACAUUGGCCAUGAGACCAUUAGCAAAGCUACACAGCCACAUGUGAGAAGCUUUCACCCACAAAUAAAGUGGUUCCAAAAGGAUGACCACAUCAUCUUAAAGAUAAAAAUAAGGAAUGUCAAAGACUAUAAGUGUAAAUUCUUUACAGAUAGAGUCAUUUUCAGUGCCUGGGUAGGAGACAAGUUUUACUUGGCUGAUAUGGAACUGCAAGGUGACAUAAGGAAAGAUGACUGCAAAUGCAUAAUUAAGGAUGAUGAGCCUCUAAUCACACUUGCAAAAGAGAAACGGGCAUGCUGGUGUGGCCUCCUCAAGCAGAGGAAUCCUAAUGUGGCUUUUGACUUUGACCACUGGGAGGAGUGUGAAGAGGACAGCCCUUUCUCCAAGGUCGUAAGUUCUAAAACCCUGUCCUGCAAAGCGGCAGCACUGGCUGAAAGCAGCAGCUCCUCUUCAGACAUGACUGACGGGAGUGAGAGCGAAUGAGGCCGUGCAUGGACCAACGCCAGCGAGAAGACAGACAACUGCACACACAGUCACGGCCAACCCUUUUCACCUGGAGAGUGACUUGUCACUGUCAUUGUGUGGCACUGCCAUGGAUGAUGAUGAGAAGUUCUUAAUUGAUUUAAAGUGGGUAGACAAGCCAAGUGAUAGGUUAUGAUGAGAUUGUCAAAGGAGAGUCCACAAUCAGGGACACAGAAAGUUAGGGACAUUUUUAAUUCUAGCCCUCAGGAGAUUGAGGCAGGAGGAUUACAAGUUUGAGGGCAGCCAGGACUAUAUAGGGAGGUUCUGUUUCCAAAAAUGUGUUUUCCAUCAAAGGUCCUGUGUAACCCAAGUGUAUGCAGUGUGUCCUCUCACUGACUCUCUUAGCUCAUCCUGACUACUGAUCGUAGAGACGGAGAGCAAACCCUAACACUAGGUAGUAGAUUGAUCUUGUAAGGAGUUAGUCUACUCAAUUGCCGUGUAGACCCGUGUGUGGCACUGCUUAAAACUUGUCUCUCACGCAGAAACUGGAGAGUCUGUCUUACACUUUUACACCCAGCCGGACUUGCCAGCCCCUUUCACCACAGGACCUAAAUGCCCAACUGCGCCAUACAAAAACUCCCUAAAUUUUCCUGGCUUUGACAGCUACUAAGAGAUACAAAUUGACUUCUUUUCCCCAAAGGCAAGAUAGAUUUGCCUCAGCUCAGUGGAACCCUGGGCAGAACUUUCUUUCAGAAAUGCUUAUAGGACUUACUAACCUUCAGACUCCCCGGAUGUGGUGAGUCCUGAGAACACUAAUGGCAAAUCUGAAUGAAUGCAGCUGUAACACCCCGGUUUGGGGACAGGGUGUGUGGUUAUCGUUUAAAUGUCACUGACACAGUUGGGAAGGUGAGUGUGGGAACUUCACAACCCAGUGUCUUAGCAUCUCCGCAUCAGUGUCCCUCAAGUGAGAAGGGACAUGGAUGGAGCCGCACUGUUGAGGGACGGACUCCCCUAAGCAUAUCCUAUGCUCUCCAUAUCAGAAAGUACCGAUAUUCAGAGAUGCGCCCAUGCCUGUCAUUCCAGCAUAUGAGAGGUGGAGACAGGAGGACCAAGAAGUGUCAGGCCAGCCUGGGCUACAUAAGAACUAGUGUCAAAACCUGAAGAAAAAAGAAAAAGAAACAGAGAUGUCAAGAGUUCUGUAACCCCAAGAGUUAGCCGUUGCACAGGCGAGGAGGCAACGUCUCCUGGCUUUCUGUGCCAGAGGGCUGGGCCCACACUGGUUCUUGGUUUUCUUAUCUGUAAAAUAAGACCUGAGCACAUUCAGCCCACGAGAGUCCAGGGUGUUGUGGGGUGGGCACCUGGCUUUCACAGUGACUGUGAGGGGGUCAGACCUGUGCCAGGAGUCAGAGACUGCCUAGCCUGGGCCGCUACCAGGAAGACAUCCUUUUUGCUGCUAUGACUCUUGGGUUGGUAGUCCCAUAUCAGAGGGCCAUAAUGCAAAGUGGUUCUUGACAAAGCAGAAAGCAUGGUGUCUUGCUGGAACAUUUCAACUGUGAGACUGGUCCAUUUGUACAGAUGCAGGUCCACCCAGGUGGUGGAGGGCUGUGGUGACACUGAACACUGAGUUGAGUGCAAGUGGCAGACUGUCUCAGAAGACCCAGCGAAAUGGGACACAGCUCUGUUUACAUCAUUUUUUUUCAGGUGGUCAGAUUUUCCAAUACUUAACCCUCUGAGCAAAAUCUUGUAGCACAUGGGAGGCUAUGCUGACAGUCAGCUAUUGCCUUCUGUAUUAUACUAAACUCUACUGAUUGAGGUACACUUCUGAAAUAUGACAUGGAAAUACUUGAAGAGUUAGUGCUCUAGAAUUGCUCCCAUAUGAUAUGAGCAUCUUUGUGGUGGAUUAUCAAUAAAGCUCCAGUGUAAUGUU